Molecule: messenger RNA, 2927 nt
Organism: Anoplopoma fimbria (sablefish)
Lineage: Eukaryota; Metazoa; Chordata; Actinopteri; Perciformes; Anoplopomatidae
Gene: csnk1a1
Product: casein kinase 1, alpha 1
Exons: 12
Coding region: 579-1730 (383 amino acids)
Biological process (GO): negative regulation of canonical Wnt signaling pathway; signal transduction; peptidyl-serine phosphorylation
Cellular component (GO): nucleus; cytoplasm
Molecular function (GO): protein serine/threonine kinase activity; ATP binding
Source: RefSeq, a predicted model, not a curated record
GUCAGCUGACCGGCGGAAGCAGCGGGGAGAGAAAGGGUAGAGAAGACAAGAUGGCGGAGUGAGUGGGUUGCGCUUUCUACAGACGGUUGCGACCCUUUACGUUUGCUCUCAACGGCCCACAGGACCGGCACGAGGACGCAGCAGCAGCAGCAUCGACGUGUGACCACGAGGCCGUGUUUCUGCCACCCAGCGCGGAGGAGCAGACCUUCACCCGCCGCGGUCCUGCGACGGCGUUAGCUUCAUGCUAACGCUAGCUGCUACCAAGAGCUAGCUGCUAAUACGAGCUAGCUGCUAAUACGAGCUAGCUGCUAAUACGAGCUAGCUGCUACCAAGAGCUAGCUGCUAAUACGAGCUAGCUGCUGGAGGAGGAGGAGGAGGAGGAGGAGAGGAAGGCCCAAAGCCUGUCGCUGGUUUCGGGUUUAGUUUCGGGUCCGUGUCUCUCCAGCAGGUCUCUGAAGGAGACUCAGGCUGAAGACUCGUUCUCUGUCGUGAGACGUUCACGGUCGUUGGAGCUCUCGGGGUCUGGACGGUGUCUCCACGGUGUCUCCAGUCCUCGGUGUCCUCGGUGAGCAGGCAGCAUGGCGAGCAGCGGCGGCUCUAAGGCUGAGUUCAUAGUGGGAGGGAAGUACAAGCUGGUCCGGAAGAUCGGAUCCGGAUCGUUCGGGGACAUUUACCUGGCCAUCAACAUCACUAACGGAGAGGAGGUGGCGGUGAAGCUGGAGUCCCAGAAGGCCAGACAUCCUCAGCUGUUAUAUGAGAGCAAACUCUACAAGAUCCUCCAGGGGGGGGUCGGGAUCCCCCACAUCAGGUGGUAUGGCCAAGAGAAGGACUACAAUGUCCUAGUCAUGGACCUGCUUGGACCCAGUCUGGAGGACCUCUUCAACUUCUGUUCUCGCCGCUUCACCAUGAAGACGGUCCUUAUGCUGGCAGACCAGAUGAUCAGCAGAAUUGAGUAUGUACACACAAAGAACUUCAUCCACAGAGAUAUCAAACCAGACAACUUUCUUAUGGGCAUCGGCCGUCACUGUAACAAGUGUUUAGACUCGUCAGUGGGGAAGAGGAAAAGAAGCUUGGCUGUUAGCUCUUCUCAGGACCCAUCUUUCUCAGGAUUAAACCAGUUGUUCCUUAUUGACUUUGGUUUGGCGAAGAAGUACCGAGACAACCGAACGCGACAGCACAUCCCCUACAGAGAAGACAAGAACCUGACUGGCACAGCGCGCUAUGCCUCCAUCAACGCACACCUGGGCAUUGAACAGAGUCGCCGUGAUGACAUGGAGUCGCUAGGCUACGUGCUGAUGUACUUCAACAGAACCAGUUUGCCGUGGCAGGGAUUAAAGGCUGCCACAAAGAAGCAGAAGUAUGAGAAGAUCUCAGAGAAAAAGAUGUCCACCCCUGUUGAGGUCCUCUGUAAGGGUUUCCCAGCAGAGUUCGCUAUGUAUCUGAACUACUGCCGUGGCUUACGCUUUGAGGAGGCUCCAGACUACAUGUACCUGCGGCAACUGUUCCGCAUCCUUUUCAGGACUCUGAACCACCAGUAUGACUACACAUUUGACUGGACCAUGCUGAAACAGAAAGCAGCCCAGCAGGGGGCCACCUCCGGGGGCCAGGGCCAGCAGGCACAAACCCCCACAGGCAAGCAAACUGACAAACCCAAGCCUAACAUGAAAGUUCAGCAGGCAGUGAUGGCAGUGGCACAGAAUAAGUGCCUUGAAGAUCUCAAGUCCACCUAAACUGCAGUAAACACUGCAACUCUUCACUUUCACAGUUCAUAAAACUAAUCUUUAAGAGAUUAAGAGAAAGACGCCUACUUCUAACCUCUAUAGAAACAGAAAGUAACUACUCUUAACGCACUAAAAAGUAGACAAAUAACACUUCCGUGGUGUUGGUCCUGCCAGCUUCCUGCCUCAUCGUACCGUAUAACCAUCUGUACUAGACUGCUAGUUUGAUGUUGGCAUAAUGUCAUGGAGCGUGGUGGCAGGACACUCCUCUCCUGACAAGGAAACUUCUCCUGAGGCUGAAGGCUCUCUACAAGCUGUUCCAACAUGUCUCAUUUCUCCCCCCACCCAACUCACUCAUUAACAUUUAUCUAUUUGCUGGCUAUAAAGCACACACUGGUUUAGAGAACUUAACAACCAUCCGUAGUGUGAAUAUACAAUUAAAGCUUUUCAGUCCCCCCCUGUUAAAAUGAAGCUGCAUAAUGGGGACUGUGGCUCAGCGGUAGAGCUCAUUGUCCUCAAUCUGAGAAUCGGAUGAUCGAUCCCCGUCUCCGCUGGUUGAAUUCGAUGUGUCCUUGUAACCCCAAAUUGCUCCCCAAAGCUGUGCCUGCGGUGUUUGAAUGUUAGUCCUGAUGGGCAGGGGGCACCUUGCAUGGUAGCCCCUUUCCAAGAAAUGUCAGACCUGUAUUGUAUUUGACAGAAUAAAAACGCUCAAAAAGCUUCCAGAUUUCAUUUAAUCCAUUUAUUAUUUAAUUAUUGAGGCUUCUGGUAGAACAUUCAGUUGCUGCUUUCCACACUGGAGUUUCCAACCCCGGCAGGGUGAAGAGUGCCAUCAUUGUUUGCUAGAGUAGAAUCUGUUGUUUGAUGGUCUUCAUAGGUCUUAAUGUUUCUGCUGAAAAGUAGACACUGUUUUAGCUCUACUCAUACUCUGUUACAAUACUGAUCUAGCUAUUUCCUUUGUUUUUAACAAAUUGUAAUUUAAAAAAGCAGGUGACCCUUUUCUUUUUUUAAAUUGACAUAAACUUCUGCCCACAGCAGCAUCCGUGAUGUCUGUGCUGCCUAUCUCAGUGAGGCGUUCCUAAAUCAAGGUUCAAUCAAAAGCUGAUAUACAUGUGUAUGAAUCAUAGUCCUAAUACAUGCAGACAGUGCAGUGGAGAUUGUUUUUCACUGAUGGGUUAUCCACUCUGGCUUCACAACCCUCCUCGUUGAAUG